UUUAAUAAUCCAUUUUAAUUUCAAUAAUAAUAACUAAUAGAAGAGGCAGAAGAAAAGUUGCUCAAGAAUUGGGGAUUCAAAGUAGUCGAUUCAUCAUGGAACCUCAGGUCUAGUUUUCAUCCAAACGUCAGACAACAGCGUUUCUCGUGUAUCGACCAAUCAGAACGAGGGCUUCUGCUCUCCGAUUGGCCGAUUAAAUGUUUCGUCAGAAGCUGUCAAACGCCAGAUAAGAAUUCGUCCAUGAUGAUUCCGUUUACUUUGGACCCGCGAUUAGCUGAUCUUUCCGUACGUAGAAAAAUAGAAUUUUCCGCGGAAAUCCGUCCGGCUGAGCCUCAACCAGGUUCGUUCACGCAGAGAUAUGCGCGCCCUGUUCUUCGAUGACAAUCAUCUUCGUGGGUGACACUCGCGACUGGAUCAGUUAACAGUCCAGGAUAUGUCCCGAUCAGGUUAGGCCAGGGAGGCGAGGACAGAGUGACAGUUCAACGAUGAUCAACAUCAGCAGCGGCGUGGCAUCCUUGACGAUGACGAUGAUGAUGAUGAUCAUGAUAAUGAUGAUGAUGAUGAUGAUGAUGAAGAACGCGUAGUCAGGACGACGAUCCCGACUGCACGUGAGAGAUCGGAUACGUCAGGACGAUCGUUUGUAUAUAAAAAUAAGUUUAUAGGUAGAAGAAGAAGAAGUUGAAGAGGAAGACGAAGAAGAAGAAAAUGCCGCUGGUCGUGAGAAACUGUCCGCACCUGGCCAACCGCGGCGACCUCGCCUUCAUCGAGGCGCUGAUGACGCGGGAGGAGCGCUACGUCAAGUGCAGCGACUGCGACAUCUCCGGACCGAACCUUUGGUUGUGCUUGUUCCCCGAUUGCCGUUGGGUCGGCUGCGCUGAGACCCAUCUCGACCACAGCACCAUCCACAAUCAGAACUUCCCAGCCCACUGCGCACACAUGAACCUCUCCACCAAGAGGAUCUGGUGCUACGCCUGCAAAAGCGAGGCCAUCGCCAAGCAGGUGCCGUCGCCCCCGUUGUCGCCCACCCAGGUGGAGUUCAAGACUAUGGGGAAUAAGUUCGCCGGGGAUGCUCCUGGUGGCGUGGAAUCCAAACUCGAUGGCCUGGACAGGCUAAUGUUUGACAAAUUUUACGGAGACUGGUCUGUAAACAGAAUUAACUCGGAGAAGGGAAAUACGUUCAACGAGCGAUCCGGGGAUUCUCCUGAUAGUACAGACUCUGACGAGAGCAAGGACUUUUCUGGGAAGCCCAGGGGUUUAGUGGGCCUGCAGAAUAUUGGCAACACCUGUUACAUGAACGCAGCAUUGCAAGCUCUAUCCAACGUCUCUCCCUUGACUCAGUUCUUCUUGGAUUGUGGUCAUAUAGUGAAUUACAUGUCGAAGGACAGGAAACCCGGGCUGAGUUUCAGCUAUUUGAAUCUCAUCCGGGACAUGUGGAACAAGAAGACUAGGGGCUAUGUUGUGCCACAUGGUAUUCUGUCAGGUAUCAGGACGGUGCAUCCCAUGUUCAGGGGGUAUCACCAGCAUGACACUCAGGAGUUUCUCAGAUGUUUCAUGGAUCAACUGCACGAGGAACUGAAGGAGCAUAUCGAGGACGACAAGGACUGUCAGCUGCGAUUGAAAGGACUGGGCGAUCACUCGUCGGAGGACGAGGACGAGACCGAAAUGGACGGCAACGCGUCCAGCCAAUCCGACGCGGAGUAUGAGACCUGCGACUCCGGCGUGAGCGAACAGAGCUCGCUGAGCGACGAGGGCGAGCGCGGCACGAAGAGACGGUACUCCCGGGUGUCGCAGACAGAGAAGCUACGCAACAAGUUCACUAACCGGAGCAUGAAGAAGUCGAACAUCGAGCCAGCGCUGCCGACGUUCGCGCCGCCUCAGCGCUCUCCGCAGAGUUCGCCGGCCAAACAUCGCACCAAGAAGCAGAUGAAGACGCGCAGCAUCAUCAGCGACACGUUCGACGGUAAGCUGCUCAGUAGCGUGCAGUGCCUGACGUGCGAUAGGAUUUCCACCAGGGUAGAGACCUUCCAAGACCUGUCUCUGCCGAUCCCGAGUAGAGAUCACAUCGACAUGCUGCAUCAGGGCUCGCUGACGCCGCAGAAGGCCGGACCGUGCUCCGACGUAGUCUACGUGACCAAUCAAUCCGGAUGGCUGUCGUGGUUCUUGCAGUGGAUGCGCUCGUGGUUCUGGGGACCAGUAGUCAGUCUGCACGACUGUCUCUCCGCGUUUUUCAGCGCCGACGAGCUAAAGGGCGACAACAUGUAUAGCUGUGAGAAGUGCAACAAGCUGCGCAACGGCAUCAAGUUUUCCAAGGUCCUGGAACUGCCUGAGAUACUCUGCGUCCAUUUGAAGAGGUUCCGUCAUGAGCUAAUGUUCAGCUCCAAGAUCGCCAACUACGUGUCAUUUCCCCUUGAGGGUCUCGAUAUGCGACCGUAUCUGCAUAAGGAGUGCGUGUCCAAGGUCACCACCUACAACCUGAUAUCGGUGAUUUGUCAUCACGGGACAGCUGGAGGCGGCCAUUACACCUGUUACGCGUUGACGAUUACCAACAAGUGGUACGAAUUCGAUGAUCAGUGCGUGACGGAGGUGUCGCCGGAGACGGUGAAACACUGCGAGGCCUACGUGCUCUUCUACAAGAAAUGGUCGCCGGAGAUGCUGCAGCUACGCGACAAGACGAUGGAGCUCAUGGAGAUAUCGUCUCGCGAGCUCUCCGACCUCAAUUUCUUCGUUUCUCGGCAGUGGAUCAAUCGUUUCAACACCUUCUCCGAACCCGGUCCCAUCGACAAUUCCGACUUCCUGUGUCCUCACGGCGGCGUCAUUCCCGUCAGGGCGCAAUUCGUCGACAAGAUUAGCAUGCCUAUACCACAGGCAGUUUGGGAAUAUCUGUACAACGCGUUCGGAGGAGGCCCAGCCUGUACACAUCUGUACGAGUGCCCGAUCUGCGAAGAGAAGUACGAAUCCUUGCAGAAACGCAGGCAAUACGAGAUGGAACUGUUCCAACGAUUGAAUCACACUACCGACAAUCACACGGCCAUCUAUGCGUUAGCUAUGGCCUGGUUGAGACAAUGGCAGAGCUUCGUCCGAGGUAAAGAGACACAGCCACCAGGACCAAUUGAUAAUAACUCCAUCGUUGUAAAUAAAAAUGGGCAAAAUAGUCUUAAAGUCGGUUCAGAUUAUGGCCAAAUUCCCGAAGAAUUGUGGCAGUUUUUCCUGACCACAUACGGAGGUGGACCAGAAUUGAUGUUGCACUCGUGUCAACGACCUGUGCCAGCUCAGCCUAACGUUUCUAUACAUUCCGUGUCGAAUCCAAAUUUGGUAGAUCCGAAUCUUAAGUGCAAUCGCGCAGAGGCUAAGUCCAGCAAACUUACCACGACCAGGAGCUCGGAAACGAUUUCGCAACAGGACAGCGCGAUCGAGAGCCUACUUUCGAGCAGCGACUCCCAUCAGACACAGAGAGACGUGAGCGAAUAGAUUCGCGAUUUUUCACGACGUUUCCCGUUUAUUGUGACAAGCAUUUCCAUUGGUUUCUCUUUAAGUUUAGCCUGUAAGUAAUCAAAUUUUUUAAUUCUAAUUUUACGAAACUCCACGUUUUAUUUUGCUCAGAACAGCUUGAUAUUUUUCUCGCUACAUUUUUUAUAAACGAAAUACCGUGUAUGGGAAUGCAUAGUAUCUGUAUGUGUUUUCGUUAAGAAAAUUACUUGGAAGUAAAACGAUCACUGUCAUUUUGUCGAUUUGAAGACUAGGAGAGACAAUCAGAUAUCCUUGUAUCUAUGUACAAAUUUAAAUCCUUUCGUAAUGUGCAAUUCAAAUUCGAAAGUAUCUUUAUCAGGAAAAGGCAACUAGACUAUAUUUAAUAAAAAUAAUAUCUCUUUUAUUUUUUAUUCGCAACAAUUGAAGAUAAAAAACGCGUUUAUUUUUUUUGUUCAUUGCCAAAAAGGAUUAAUUUAAAAAUGUGCGAU
Messenger RNA from Nylanderia fulva, 3956 nucleotides. It is a transcript of the gene Usp20-33, whose product is annotated as Ubiquitin specific protease 20/33. Gene Ontology annotation, molecular function: cysteine-type deubiquitinase activity; zinc ion binding. Lineage: Eukaryota; Metazoa; Arthropoda; Insecta; Hymenoptera; Formicidae. The record is from RefSeq and is a predicted model, not a curated record. Gene Ontology annotation, biological process: protein deubiquitination.